Molecule: messenger RNA, 1204 nt
Organism: Neohortaea acidophila
Lineage: Eukaryota; Fungi; Ascomycota; Dothideomycetes; Mycosphaerellales; Teratosphaeriaceae
Exons: 4
Coding region: 137-1129 (330 amino acids)
Molecular function (GO): nitronate monooxygenase activity
Source: RefSeq, a predicted model, not a curated record
GGUGGGCCUCGGCCUCGGCCCCCGGAUGCGUCGUUUGUCGCCGGGCGAUCACCUUUAACCUCACCCAUCAAUACACCUCCCAUUAUCCGCUUCAUCGAGUAGCCGGUGGAAUCGCAUCAGCACGAGAACACACGAAAUGCCUUUCGACACUGCAUUGACCCGCGCGCUGGGCAUAAGAGUGCCGGUGGUGCAGGGUGGUAUGCAAUGGGUGGGAUAUGCCGAACUUGCGAGCGCCGUGAGCAAUGCCGGCGGGCUGGGCAUUCUCACCAGCCUGACACAACCGACUCCGGAAGACCUCCGAAAGGAGAUUCGCAAGACCCGGCAGCUGACCAAGAAGCCGUUUGGUGUGAACUUGACCGUGCUACCGACCAUCAACCCUCCUCCGUACGCCGAGUACGCGCAGGUCAUUCUGGACGAGAAAAUCAAGAUUGUCGAGACGGCCGGCCUCGUCAAAGACUUUGUGCCCAAGUUCAAGGCCGCCGGCAUCACCGUUCUGCACAAAUGCACCACCAUCCGCCACUCUCUGUCCGCUGUAAAGAUGGGCGUCGACUUUAUCAGCAUUGAUGGGUUCGAGUGUGCUGGACAUGUGGGCGAGCACGACAUUCCCAACUUUGUCUUGCUCAAUCGCGCGAGAGAGGCUCUUGGCAACACUCCGUUCAUUGCCAGCGGUGGGAUGGCGAACGGCCACAGUCUGGCCGCUGCGAUUAGCUUGGGUGCAUGCGGAAUCAACAUGGGAACCCGAUUCAUGUGUACGGUCGAAGCACCGAUUCACAACAACAUCAAAGAAUCCAUUGUAAAGGCAUCCGAGGAUGACACAGAUUUGUUGAUGCGGAGAUGGACCAACACCGCGCGUUACUUCCGCAACAGCGUCACUCAAGCCGCAGGCAAGAUUGAAAAGGAGAGCAAGACGGGCAAGUUCGAGGAGAUUGCCGAGUACGUGAGCGGCAAGCGAGGACGACAAGUCUUCCUCAACGGCGAUCCUGACUAUGGCGUCUGGACGGCGGGCAUCUGUAUUGGCCUCAUCCACGACAUCCCGACGUGCGAUGAGCUCUUGAAGCGUAUUGAGAGGGAAGCAAAGGAGAACUUGGAGCGACAAGUGAGCAUGUGGAAGGACGACGCUCGGUUGUAGAAGUCAGUCGAUCUAUAUAUCCUAGAUGCGUUUUGAAGUACCAUCACAUUAUUGACUGUCUUGUUAACAUGCCAG